Molecule: messenger RNA, 1325 nt
Organism: Oryzias melastigma (Indian medaka)
Lineage: Eukaryota; Metazoa; Chordata; Actinopteri; Beloniformes; Adrianichthyidae
Gene: rgs5b
Product: regulator of G protein signaling 5b
Exons: 5
Coding region: 421-954 (177 amino acids)
Source: RefSeq, a predicted model, not a curated record
UGGCUUUUAAUUUAAUCAGAGGUCAAAACAGAAGCUAACAAAAUCCCCGGACCUGUUUGAAUCAAGGGGGUUUUCAGCUUUCUGUGAGAACACACAGUUUCCCUUUAGGUGCUCGACAACACACACACACACACACACGCACACACACACACUCACAAGGUCAUGCUGUGAGGCGGCCCAUUAACUGGCGAGUCACUCCGCUGUGAGGAAGUGUGGAGGAAAGCGAGCGUCGAGGAGUCUCCUCAUCCUCCCACUCGUCUCGCCUUAUUGGCUGCCUGCCGUGAUGUCACAGCACACUGCCUAUAAAAACAGGCCUCCCGAGCGGCAGAGCAGAGAGCUCAUUCCCUUACAAAGACGGCGGCUCCUCCACAAACCCUGCAGUCUUUCCGCCUCUGUCUUUGGAGUUAUUUGUCAGAAGUCAUGUGUCGAGGACUCGAGUCGCUGCCCAUCACCUGCCUUGAAAGGGCAAAGGAGCUGAGAGCUUUGUUUGGUAGUUUACUGCAGAAGUCAGACCACAGCAGCUGUGGACAGUCCAGGAAAACUGACAAACUCAGGUUAAAUGAAGUCAGUGAGCCUCUCAAAUGGAGGGAAUCGUUUGAAAAACUCCUGUCCAGUCAAAAUGGACUCUGUCUAUUCAGAGCGUUCCUGGUAUCGGAGUUCAGCGAGGAAAACAUCUCCUUUUAUUUAGCGUGUGAGGACUACCGAGCAUCCAAACCUUCCAAACUGGCCGCCAAGGCAAAGAAAAUUUACGAAGAGUUCAUCUGCUCCGACGCGCCGCGAGAGGUAAAUCUCGACCAUGCAACCAAAGCAAUCACCGUGGAGAACAUGCAGCGACCCUCUCCGUCCUGUUUCAACCUGGCCCAGGCUAAAAUCUACACCCUGAUGGAGAAAGACUGCUACCCUCGCUUCCUCAAGUCCUCCACGUACCUGGACAUGACCAGAAAGACAGGUUAAUGGACCAAAGUGAAGAAGAAGAAGUCGAAAAGCUCUGCCGGGACAAACGCCACACGCUGAGAACUUUCAUGAAGAGCUGUGGAGUUAUUUUGAGAAACAAGAUGUGGGGGCUCCAGGCUGGAGGCCCGAGUCCACGUGAGGCUGUGAGAGGACACUGACAGACUGAGCCGCGGGCGCCGGCGGCCUCUGACCGACACACGUGCAUUUUACACACAGACUGAUCGAUGCCAGGCUCACGGGCAGGAAUCAGCAGGAAAUGAACGACGCUGUCACACAACCAAACUACCACAGAUGCUUCUGUGUAGCAGGAAAUGUUUAUUUAAGCCUUAUUUAUUUAAAGUAUUUUUUUAAUUAAAUGUUUGCUGUGCAAA